Messenger RNA from Acanthamoeba castellanii str. Neff, 1506 nucleotides. RefSeq lists its product as uncharacterized. The transcript has 8 exons. Lineage: Eukaryota; Discosea; Longamoebia; Acanthamoebidae. The record is from RefSeq and is a predicted model, not a curated record. Bases 1 to 1506 code for a protein of 501 amino acids.
AUGCUGCGCGAUGACGUUGAGCAUGUGGAGGCCUGGACCCCACCGAUCGAGGGGUGGCGGGCGCUGCUGAUGGCCGCUGCCAGCGGCCUGUUAAUGGUAGCCGUGUGCUUGCUGAUCGUGAUCCCCUCCUUCUACGCCAACCUCGAUUCUGGCGGGGGCGAGCAUGUGUGCCCAAGCCCGAGUGUCCUGCCGCCGCUUCGAGAGGCAGUGCCGUUCGAUGUGCAACUGAAUCCAGUAAUGGCAGCGAAGAAACUGCCCAAGCUACAAUCCUUCGCCUGGGCUCUCGAUGGCUCGUCGGGGCGGUGGCUCCUCGUGGGUGGCCGCACCGGGGGCUUGCAUGGCUUCCAGCCCAACGACUCCUUCCCGACCGCGCAGCAGAACCGCCAUUUCCACGUCCUUGACCCGGGCCAGGGCUUUGCGAGCUGGAAGCUCAGCGUGCUCGAUCUGCCCUCGGUGGAGCUUGCCGAUGCGCUGCAGGCCACCAACGCGCUGCACAUGCAGGACGCCGAUCGGCUCUACGUGGUGGGCGGCUACGGCUACUCACGCACGCAGAGCGGAUUCGUCACGCACGACCUGAUGAUCUCCAUCGACGUUCCGCUCGCCGUGCGCGCAGUUAUGGCGCAGAACGCGACGCUCUUGGCCAGCGCCAUCCGGUCCGUGCGCGAACCGCGGCUCCAGCUCUCUGGUGGCGGAUUGCAGAAGCUCGGUGGCUGGUACUUCGCCGUGCUGGGCGCCCACUUCCAGGGUAUCUAUCCCGCCCCAAACUCAAGCACCGCCUACUCGCCCACAAUCAAGAUGUUCAAGGUGGUGGAUGAGCCGCCGAGCGGGCUCCAGGUGGUGCAGUUCCAGCAGCUCAAUGCCACGGGGAACCAGGUGGAGCAGUGGCACAGACGCGACUUACACGUGCUCCCUGCGGUGCUCCCCGGCGGCCAGGAAUUCGGAAUCAGCGUGUACGGCGGCGUCUUCACGCCCUCGAACUCGCUUCCCUUCCUGUACCCCAUAGCCAUUACGAUGCCCGACGGCGCGCACGUCCAUGUCAAGACCAACUACGGCUACCAGCAGCUGUUUUCCCAGUACGAGUGCGCCACGAUGGUCACCUACGACAACGCCACGGGUAGCUACAUGACCACGUUCUUUGGAGGGAUGGGUCUGUCAUACGUGACGGACUGCAAUGAGAUCGUGCAAGACAUCCGCACGCCCUUCGUCAAUGUCGUCUCCACGAUGACUCGCUUAGCCGACGGCACCAUGACCGAGCGAGUGCACGCCAAGUCCUUCUUGCCGGGGCUUCUCGGCACCAACGCAGCAUUCGUUCCGCUGCCCGAUGUGCCCCUUCUCGUUGGGGACGUGAUCGAUUUGGCCCGGCUCAAGGCGUUCAAGACCGGCCGUUCGACGCUGGUGGGGCACAUGUACGGAGGGAUCGUGGCCGAGAAGCCUAACUUUGGGUCGACCGACGCCUCCGACCUCGUCUUCGCCGUCUACAUCACCAAGCUGGGGGACGAUAAAUAA